AGAGAGGAUAACACAACACAACACGCUGACGCUGCUGAUGCGAGUGAGAUAACGAGAUGCUUAUGUAUUUUUAGGCUCUUCUCGUGAAGCUGUGUCCAAAUAGGCGUAGGCUUCUGCUUCUCCUUCUCCUUCUCCAGGUGAGUGAGGAGAGAAUGGAGGCGCGGGCGAUGCCGCCGCCGACGCGGACGCGGCGAGGCGUCACGCUCGCCGAGCAGAUGGCCGCGUCGUCCAACCUCCGCGACCUCCUCAAGCUCCGCGACAACGACGACGACGACGACGACGGCGGCGGGCAAGGUGGUCGCCGCCAGCCGCGGCCGCUGCCCGACGCGGUGGUGGUGGCGGCGGGGCGGCGACGCACGCUGCUCGACGUCAUCCGCGGCGUCGACGACGACGAUGGCCACGACCACCCGCCCACCGGCGUCCUUGAGGGACACCGCCCCGCGACGUCGACGAGGACGGCGGCGGCGGGGGGAGCGCGGGGCGGGAGGGUGUCGCUGAUGGCGCUGCUGGAGCAGGCGGAGCGGCAGUGGACGACGGCCGCCGCCGGGGACGCCAGCCGGAGGCGCGUCGCGGACGACCACGCGGCGGCGGCGGAGGCGGGCACGAACAAGGGCUUCGCCGGCGCCGCCGCCGGCGUGGGAGGGCGGUGCUGCGUGUGCAUGGCGCGCGGCAAGGCCGCGGCGUUCAUCCCCUGCGGCCACACCUUCUGCCGCGCCUGCGCCCGCGAGCUCCGAGUCGGCCGCGGCCGCUGCCCGCUCUGCAACGCCGCCAUCCACGACGUCCUCAACCUCUUCUGAUGUCACCAUCUCCGCCGCCGGCGACGACGCCGCCACCAUUAAUUCCGUCGACCCAAUACACCAUUGCUGUAAUGUACUUGUAGAUAAAAAAAAGGUUCUACUACUUCUUGGCUUCUUGGCAACUGCAAAUCAUAUCAAAGAAUUCUCAGAGCAUCACCUGUUCAUCAAUCACCCACCCGUGCUACACAACCAAUCGCGCGAUUCUUGGAUCGAUCGAAUAACCCUCUGUUCCUCCAUGGCAGCAACGAUCCGCAGAUCCCGGCACAAGUGCUUUGCUGCUGAUUAGUAAUUACGUUUGCAGCCACGCGAGUGAUUGAAGAUUAAGUUGGCGCAUGUAAUUAGCACAUAAUUAAUUAAAUUUUAAUUAUUAUAAACUUGAUAAAUGAGUGUAUUUGAUUUUU
This is a messenger RNA of Oryza sativa Japonica Group (Japanese rice), 1198 nucleotides long. RefSeq lists its product as uncharacterized. NCBI's taxonomy places the organism in Eukaryota, Viridiplantae, Streptophyta, Magnoliopsida, Poales, Poaceae. The record is from RefSeq and is a predicted model, not a curated record.